UGUGCAGUGCCGCAGUAGCAACAGUGUGUUAAGUGCGCGUGCAGCAGCAACAGGAGACGCUUCUCCGCAGGUGGGACCGGAGACAGAGAGAAACGGCGACUUUAAACCUGAGUUUUACUCGGUGUUUGAGCUUCAACUGAGCUCCGAGUGAUUCAUUCACACUUCUUCUCCACAGCUUGUUUUUCCCUCCACGCUGAACUGGUGUUUGUCGUUACGCACGAGAGGAAAGGAGCAGGACGAGUCUUAAACCAUGUCGCCAACUUGUUGAUGUUGCUGCCACUUAUUUUUUUCUGCCGUCAUUCUGGGAUGUGAAGAUGCCACAUUCUGUCAACUCCUUCCCGACGGAAACACUCAUCUCGAAAACCUUCCCUUUGGACUUAAUCUCUACCAGCGUGUGGCCUACAGAGCCGUACGCAGCAGACAGCUUCGUCGCCAGCGUCAGCAACAUCAGCAACGUCAGUGGCAUCAGUGGGAAAGGAAUCCUCCGCUGCACCUAUAAGGAAGACUUUAAACGUAUCUUACUCCCUGCUGUGUACACCUUUGUGUUCAUUCUCGGACUUCCUCUCAAUGCUGCUGUCAUACUGAAAAUAUGGAGGACUCGGCCCAAUCUGUCCAAAAACAACAUUUAUAUGCUCAACUUGGCCAUAGCCGACCUCCUGUAUGUGAUGUCACUUCCCUUGCUUAUCUACAACUACGGCAGUCAUGACUACUGGCCCUUUGGGGAGUUUACUUGUAAGCUGGUCAGGUUUCAGUUCUACAGUAAUCUCCAUGGCAGCAUCCUCUUCCUCACCUGCAUCAGUGUGCAGCGCUACGUGGGCAUUUGCCAUCCCCUGGCGAUGUGGCCCAAGCAAGGUGGACGCAGGCUGGCGUGGUGUAUCUGCGGAGGGGUGUGGCUGGUGGUCGCCAUCCUGUGCGCUCCGACUUUUCACUUCGCUGCGACGGGAAUCCAGCGAAACCGCACCGUGUGCUAUGAUUUGAGUACGCCAAAGAGAUCAGUAGACUACUACCCUUAUGGCAUGGCUCUGACCUGCCUCGGCUUCAUGUUGCCUUUCAUGGGCGUGAUGGUGUGCUACUGUCGGAUGGCCCACAUCCUCUGCCGCCCAGUGUCCUACGAGGGCGUCUCCAUCGCCACUGGGGAGAAGCGAGACAAGGCGGUGAGGAUGAUCAUUGUGGUGGCGGCGGUAUUCUGCAUAAGCUUCCUGCCGUUUCACCUCACCAAGACCAUGUACCUGGCGAUACGUACUCUUCCAAAUGCACCCUGCGAGAUGAGAAACUUGUUUUCGAUCAUCUAUAAAAGCACCAGGCCGUUUGCCAGCAUGAACAGCUUUCUGGACCCCAUUCUGUUUUACUUCACCCAGCCUCGCUACCGCCGGAGCACCAGGAGGUUUAUGCUCAAAGUCACCACCCUCAGGGACAAGGGCACCAGUGUGUGAGCCGACAGUACAUCAUACACUGCAACAGUAUUUCUUUAAGCCUUGUUGCUACACCAGUGGUGGAUCCCAGGAGGCUGCAAAGUGGUUCAUGUAUCGGUAGCUGAGUUUUUAGCCUUAUGCUUUACCUACUGCUCACCACAACAAAGAACUACCUUCCUGAGAGGGUUUGAAAAUGAUUUAGAGGCACUGACAUAUUAAGAAGCCUUCUGAAAUAUGGCAAGCUGUUUUAACAUUUAAUGGCCAGACUGGAUAUAUGUUGCAGAUAUCCAUAAUUCAAUUCUUCCUACACAGAGAGAGCAUUUCAGACGUUCAUAAUGUCAUUCUUCCCAGGAACAACGACGCCACUUUUGACAUUCAUGUGUAUUAGGCUUUCAUCUUCAGAUAUCCACGUCAUUGUAAAUCCACCGAAAACAUUCAGGAUAUCUGCAGCAGAAUUCUUGUUAGGAAAACUCCAAUUUAGUGGUUAGCAUUGUUGCCUCACAGCUAAAAGGUUCCUGGUUCGAACCCAGAUUGGGGGAGCUUCCCUGUGUCAGCAUGGGUACCUCUAGGUACCCUUGCUUCCUCCCACAGUCCAAAGACAUGCAGGUUAACUGGUGACUCUAAAUUGCCCGUUGGUGGGAAUGUGGGCAUAAAUCUAUGUGUCAGCCCUGUGAUAGUCUGGCGACCUGUCCAGGGUGUACCCUGCCUCUUGCCCAGUAUCAGCUGGGAUAGGCUCCAGCCCCCUCGCGACCCCCAGCAGGAUAAGCGGUUACGGAAAAUGAAUGGAUGAAAGAAUGCACAAUACAUUUGAAGAUAGCUGCACUUGCAUUGUUACUAGUUAGUUUUGGAUAUUCAAAAUGCCAUUAUGGAUAUCUGGAACGUUUUUUUCUGGAUAUUUGAAAUUAAAAUUAUGAUUAGUAACAACUGGAUUGUGGAUAUCUGAAAUUGGAUUUUUUUUUCCUAUUAAGAACUGUGUUGCAGAUACCCUGAAUGUUCACUCUGAACAUCUAAAAUUCAAUUGUGGAUGUCUGAAAUUCAAAUCCAGAUGCACAUGAGUAGCAAAAUUGAUGUAAUUUUUCCUAGGAAAAAUAAUGUUGAGGAUAUCUGAAAUGACUAUUUUAAAUAGGAAGAAUGACAUUGUGAAUGUGAUUACGGACAUCUGUAAUACACAUCCUUUUAUACUUUUCAAAGAUUUAAAGACAUCUUAAAUUUAGUUUUGACUUGUACAAAUUUCUAGAUAUCUUAAAAUAAUAUUUUUUACGAGUAAGAAUGCAUUGUGGAUAUCUAUAUCUACCAUUCUGACUAGAGAGAAUACAGUUUUGAUUAGGAGAAAUGUUAAAUUGGAUAUCUAAAGUGUACUUGCACAGAGGAGUGUGAUUUGAUUAUAUGUUAAAACAACUUGCCAUACUGAAAUGCAAAAUGAAGGUUGUAAUCUCUUUAAUAUAAAAAGUAAACGGACAGAGAAAACCAGGAGGAAAAUUUCCCAGAGCUUAAAUAAAAAUGAUAUAAUCUUGAACGGGCAUUAACCAUCUCAGCCAUCACACUGUAUUUCCCUGGGGAAUUCAGACAUUGAGGACACUUCUCAUUGAAAUUACAGAUACUGUCAUGCCUUUAUUUCAUGAUUAUUGAGGCUGAGUAGUGCUGUACAUGCACUAUAUGUAUCAGGGUAUUUACAUCCUGCAUUGUCCCUACUAUCUGUGAAAUGUUUAUUUUCAGUCUCCGCUGUGUGCUGGGUAGUAAAGAGAAACUUUUAUUAUUUUUGUAAAUAAUUAUUUUGUGUCACACUGUGAAAUACAGUAUAAUAUAUGUAGAUGAUGCUAAUGAUAAUGCUCCAACAUGAUAAAAUAACGAGGAGUGUCUUCCUCCACAGUUUAAUGUAGAACUAAAAGUGAAAGACGAUUUAGAGAUAUUGAACUGAAAUGGUUAAAGGGAGAAGGAAAGAUCAAUACAUGUAUUUUUGGGGAUAAAAUCCACCAUGGCACAAAGCCAUGUAAAUGCUUACAGUUACUGUAAAUGUGUACGACUGCAUGCGUGAAGCACCUGUGUGGAAAUGUGCAUUUUUAUAUGGAGUAUUACACUUUGAUAUGAAGGCUUCUACUGUUGUAAGACUUGUUGUUGCAUGUUUUCACCACUGGGUGGUGUGUGCACUCCACUGCUGUAACCCCUCUGCACUGAAACGCCAGCUCUAUUCCGUCUAUAAAUGGUGCGGUUAUGAGCACAUUAUCCAGUGAGGAUAAGAUCUUAGCUAUUACAAUCAGAGAUAAAUCAGUGCCAACAAAAAUUAAAUAUCCAGCUCAUGUCAGUCUGUAGUUUUGCCUUGUGUUCCUUAAAUUCUCUAGUGGACAAAGGAAGCCCGUUUUAAAGUAUGUGCCAAUGUUAAUACAUUUAAGAGUCAUUAUCAGAUGCAUGAGGGGGAGGGAAAAUGCUAUUUUUAGACUUAAAUGCAGGCUCUAAAUUAAGGGACAACCCUGCUUUUUCCCCACUUCCUGUUGUUGUGUGAACUCCUUCCAUGAAUUCAGGAUUUCUCUUCUAAGAAAUCACCUCUGCUGAUUGAAGUUUGGUGCUAUAGAGAUAAUAAAGGAUGAAUAAUAGGGAAUAGAGACUCUUAAAGAGGUUUCCAGAGUACAUGUGAAUUGUUUGGUACUUAGUACUGCUUUGAUUGCUCUACCUGGAUACAUACAGUCUAAAUUUGUACAGUCUAUACAAUUAAACUUGCUUCUACUAUUGCUUAUGGAGUUGCACCAAAUAACUGAGUUGCUGAGUUCAUGAUAGGCAAUCUGUAACGUUCAUGAAGUGGAUGCAGUUUGCUCAGUAGUUGGUUGUGACUUCAUUUUUCUGUUGUUUAAUGUUAUUUUAACUUAAUUCAAAUGUAAAUGUUUUUCCUAGCUCUUACUUUUCUGAUUACUUUUGCAGAAAACUGAGGUCUCGUUCACUUAAAGCAGCGGUCAGCUGCCAGAGGGAAAAUAUGGAGUGAAAAAAGUUGAAUAAAUAUAAUUUAUGUGGAGGAAAUAAAGAAAGGGUUUGCUGAUGCUAUCAAGCUGACCUUUAUCUGACUAAAGUUCCCUUUUAUUGUUAGUGACUGAUAAAAAUGGGGGAGUGGGGGAUGGGAUAUGAACUUUUUCCAACUUCUGAAGAGGGACAUGACCAAAAAAACAAAAAUGAGAAUCACUGCUUUAAGCGUUAGCAGAUGUUGCAUGAAUUUGACCAGAUUGUAUUCUGCGGUCCUAUCGGUAAUUCUGGCAUUGUUUUUGAUACACUGUUGUGAAUAGUGGUUUAAUGUGAACAUGUAAUUCCCAUGCAUUUUAAAUGCAAGGAACAUUUUGACCACAAUAUGCUUAAAGAUGUUAGGAACUUCCUAAUGUAUGUGUGUGUUCAGUGUGCUUAUUCAGUAGUGUAGUAAUAUAUCUUGAUGUUUAUGUCUGUCAGGUUGAAUAUUUGCAAUGUCAGAUGAUUUUUGUCUGUAGUGUGUGUGAGGUUAGUUUAGAGGGAUGACAUGUCUAUGCACUGUACCAACACAUUUGUGUCAAUCAGUAUUAUUUAGAAGAAUUCUUAUUUUUUGUAAUAAAAGAGUAAUAUCAGAAAUAGAAUUUUAUUUUUGUUACAUAGAUAUUAUUGUGUGAUGAAAAAGAAACAUGUAUGUUUUUAUAUGCAGUAUAUAAAUUAGUUUUUUCUUGUCUUACCAUGCAGCCCCCUUGAGUUGCUUGUGUAAAUGUUUUGGAUGUUGUCAUACUGUAACUAACAAACAGCCAUUAAAAAAAGUCACACAGCC
This is a messenger RNA of Epinephelus moara (kelp grouper), 5181 nucleotides long. Its product is annotated as P2Y purinoceptor 3. Bases 315 to 1433 code for a protein of 372 amino acids. The transcript is spliced from 3 exons. NCBI's taxonomy places the organism in Eukaryota, Metazoa, Chordata, Actinopteri, Perciformes, Serranidae. Gene Ontology annotation, cellular component: plasma membrane. The record is from RefSeq and is a predicted model, not a curated record. Gene Ontology annotation, molecular function: G protein-coupled UTP receptor activity; G protein-coupled UDP receptor activity; G protein-coupled ADP receptor activity. Gene Ontology annotation, biological process: phospholipase C-activating G protein-coupled receptor signaling pathway; cellular response to pyrimidine ribonucleotide.